AUGUUGGAAGCACGAUUGGAGCAAGCCGCCAUCCUCAAGAAGGUUGUCGAUGCGAUCAAGGACCUGGUCCAGGACUGCAACUUUGACUGCAAUGACUCGGGCAUUGCCCUGCAGGCCAUGGACAACAGCCACGUCGCGCUUGUCUCCAUGAUGCUGAAGGCUGAGGGCUUCUCCCCCUACCGAUGCGACCGCAACAUCGCCCUCGGCGUCAACCUGACCUCCCUGACCAAGGUCCUGCGCGCGGCCCAGAACGAGGACAUCCUGACCCUCAAGGCCGAGGACGCGCCCGACAGCCUCAACCUCGUCUUCGAGAGCUCCGAGAACGACCGUAUCUCCGAGUAUGACCUCAAGUUGAUGGACAUUGACCAGGAGCACCUGGGUAUCCCCGAGACCGAGUACGCUGCUACCAUUGCCAUGCCCAGCUCCGAGUUCAGGCGCAUCUGCACCGACCUGCUGGCCAUGUCUGAGUCUGUUACGAUCGAGGCGAGCAAGGACGGCAUCAAGUUCUCCUGCAACGGUGACAUCGGUAAUGGCUCUGUCACCCUGCGAUCGCACACCAACGUCGAGAAGCCUGCCGAGAACAUUGACAUUGAGCUUACUGAGCCCGUGUCUCUGACUUUCUCCCUCAAGUACCUCGUCAACUUCUGCAAGGCCGCCGGCCUGUCCAACCAGGUCAAGAUCUGCCUGUCCAACGAGGUUCCCCUGCUGGUCGAGUACACCCUGUCUGGCAACAGCUACCUGCGGUUCUACCUCGCCCCCAAGAUCGGCGAUGACGAUCUUUGCUUCUACCAGCCCGGCACUUACCUUUUCCCAUCCCACAUCGGUCGAGACCCGGCCCCUGUCCACACAGAUGAGCGCCGAGCCCGCGGUGCCGGAAACCCGCGUCCUGGCGGUCGCAAGCCAUACCGCAGGUUGUCUCUGGGCAACCACACGGGCUACAAGCAGUGGAAGGGCACGCGCGUCUCGGCGCAGGAGAUCUCGGACCUCUGGGAGGGCCUCAAGAUGUCGUACCUCGACGACUUUGACAUGAUGCUCUCGGGCUACGUCCCCGGCGCCCCGGCGCUCGAGGCCGUGGGCCGCAUCGCCGAGGAGCUGCGGGCCCGGGCGCGCGACCGGCCCGGCAGCUUCUUCUGGGUGCUCGACCCGGUCAUGGGCGACAACGGGAACCUGUACGUCGGGCCGGACGUGGUGCCCGCGUACAAGAAGCUGCUCGUGCACGCGGACCUGAUCCUGCCGAACCAGUUCGAGGCAGAGUGGGUUUUCCCUUCACACCCCCCACUCCUCUCGGGCGUGAGGAUAGACAGCAUGGCCACGCUCCACCGCGCCAUCGACGCCAUCCACGAGACGUACCGCGUGCCGCACGUCGUCAUCACCUCGGUCAACCUCGCCCACGACGACCACCCGCCCCAGUCGCUGUCGGUCGUCGGCUCGAGCAUGACCUCGGCGGGCAAGUCGCGCGCCUUCAAGAUCGUCUUCCCCGCCAUCGACUGCUACUUCUCCGGCACGGGCGACAUGUUCGCCGCGCUCAUGGUCGCGCGCAUGCGCGAGGCCGUCUGGGCGGCGGCCGCCUCGACGGACGGGGAGGGGGACGGGGAGGGUGAGGCGCUGCGGCGGAGGCACAGCUGGCUCAGCGGCGACGGGGUGGACGCGCUGGACCUGCCGCUGGCCAAGGCGGCGGAGAAGGUGCUGGCCAGCAUGCACGAGGUGCUGGAGAAGACGGCCGAGGCGAUGGGCAGGGAGAUGAAGGCUGUCAGGGCGGCGGCGGCGGCGGAGAGUGGCGGCGGUAGCCCUGAGGACGAGGCCAAGAGGAUGCACCUGCUGCAGUCGCGGGCGGCGGAGCUGAGGCUCGUGCGCAACCUGGAGUCGUUGAGGAGUCCCAAGGUCGAGUUUCGGGCGAGGAGGAUGUAA
Molecule: messenger RNA, 1908 nt
Organism: Thyridium curvatum
Lineage: Eukaryota; Fungi; Ascomycota; Sordariomycetes; Thyridiales; Thyridiaceae
Exons: 9
Coding region: 1-1908 (635 amino acids)
Biological process (GO): translesion synthesis; leading strand elongation; mismatch repair
Cellular component (GO): PCNA complex
Molecular function (GO): DNA binding; DNA polymerase processivity factor activity; pyridoxal kinase activity
Source: RefSeq, a predicted model, not a curated record